This is a messenger RNA of Manduca sexta (tobacco hornworm), 6837 nucleotides long. RefSeq names its product hormone receptor 4 (gene Hr4). The transcript is spliced from 9 exons. NCBI's taxonomy places the organism in Eukaryota, Metazoa, Arthropoda, Insecta, Lepidoptera, Sphingidae. Bases 331 to 2562 code for a protein of 743 amino acids. Gene Ontology annotation, molecular function: zinc ion binding; DNA-binding transcription factor activity; sequence-specific DNA binding. Gene Ontology annotation, biological process: regulation of DNA-templated transcription. The record is from RefSeq and is a predicted model, not a curated record.
AGCGCGACGUCCGCGGCCGUUGUUUUUGAAUGGACACAAACAAGCUAGAACUGACCGGACGCCAAGCACAAUUGAACAAAAUGUUUUAUGGAAGUGUGCCGGCCUCCGCAUGCUGAAUGUGUCCAGUGCUCGCGUAGGAAAACUAUGAUAACAGUUAGUGUUUCAAAAAAUUUUCGGAGACGUAAAUUAAAAAGGUGAUCGGUGCAUCAGGAACAAGGUGGUUCUUCGUGUGAUGUGCGUGGUGCGGCGCUAGGCAAGCUGUCGGCGGGCGACAAGCUGGGGCCCGACGAGGCGUUCGACGCCUCUGCGCACGCUCACCAAUUGCAGACGAUGACCUCCACCAUGGGAAUAAUGACACUCAGCCGCGGGCCGUGUGACCUCGACAACAUGAGUCUGUUCCAAGACCUCAAAUUGAAGAGGCGGAAAGUUGACUCCCGAUGUAGUAGCGAUGGCGAGUCGGCCGCCGACACGAGUACGUCGUCGCCGGACCCAGGCCCGCCGUCGCCGCGCAUGGCCGAGGCGGGGUGCAGCACGCCGCCGCACCCGCCGCCCGUGUUUGACGGCGGCGGCUCGCCGUCGCCCUCGCCCGCCUGCCACCCCACCGUCAUCCGCUCCGCGCCGCCCUACUCCGUCAUCAAGUUCGAGGGGGCGCCCGGUUCCGUCAAGGCGGAGAGCUCUCCGGCGAGUAGCAAACAUGACGCAGCGCCGCCAUCACAGAUGUCCUCUGUCAAAUUAGAAGGUACACAGCAGGAGUCACCCCAGCCCUACCGACCCCGCACUAUAGCUCCGCCUCCACCUGGCUCACACUCGUCGCUCACCCCGGGUCCCUGGCCGCCGUCCGCCUGUAUCAAUGGAGUAAAACCGGAGUUGAUAGGCGGAAACUUCCCACCGCAACCAAUCGAGCCUAAACCAGGAGCACGAGGCCAAACACAAUGGAGAGGGACACCCGCCGUCAUCAUGGGCGAGUCGGGUGGUGUUCGGACGAUGUUUUGGACGUUACCAGCGCCCACCCCUAGCGGAGAGCCAGCGGCAAGCGCAUCACAUACGCCAACGCCUCCAACGCCAGACCCUGCGACGUGUAGCGAGGAGUCAGCCGCACGGUUACUGUUGAAUUUAGGUGGUGAGCUAAGGCGGCCAAGAGGUCCACCUUUAAACAUGGAACUAUUAUGGGCUGGAGACGUAUCACAAUUACCCGCGCACCAACAGUUGCACGCGUUAAAUUUGAGCGCAGCAGCAGGAAGCGUGGCGGGUGCAUCAUCUGUGGCAAGUUCCAGCUCACUCACAUUGCCAAGGCCAGAACUCCGCACUUACGCCCCUGAAACUGAACGUGAUGAGGAUGAACAACCAAUGAUUUGUAUGAUAUGUGAAGACAAGGCUACCGGACUCCAUUAUGGCAUCAUUACAUGUGAGGGUUGUAAAGGUUUCUUCAAACGGACUGUACAGAAUCGAAGGGUAUACACGUGCGUUGCUGAUGGUGGCUGUGAAAUAACAAAAGCGCAACGGAACAGAUGCCAGUAUUGCAGGUUUAAGAAAUGCAUCGAGCAAGGAAUGGUAUUGCAAGCGGUACGAGAGGAUCGGAUGCCAGGAGGAAGGAAUAGCGGAGCUGUGUAUAAUCUGUACAAGGUGAAAUACAAGAAGCACAAGAAAGCAAACAAGGCGGCGACGACGACGAGCCGAGCGUCACCGCCCGAAAAGCCUAAAGAACCUUUACCACCACUCCCCCCGCAUUUGGUCAACGGAACCAUACUUAAGACUGCACUUACUAACCCUAGCGAGGUGGUUCAUUUAAGAGCGAGACUGGAGAGCGCCGUGUCUUCAUCACGAGAUCGCGCAGUGCCCUUAGAAAGAGCGUUACACAUGAUCCGAGCGCUAAUAGACUGCGACGCGAUGGAGGACAUAGCCACGGUGCGACACCUACCAGACCUACUACAUGACACCUCAGAAAUAGGAGACAAACUGUGUAAAAUCGGCGAUUCAAUCGUGCACAAAAUGGUCGCGUGGACGAAACAACUACCUUUCAUCAUGGAAAUACCGAUGGAAAUCCAUUCAAAACUGUUAAUGGAAAAGUGGCACGAGAUCUCAGUGCUAACGACAGCGGCGUAUCAAGCGAUGCAUGGGAAACAUGCGCAUGCGCCGCCCUCGUCGGACCACGAGCAAGACUUCAUGCAAGAGGUGAACGCAAACCUUCGGACGCUACAGAACUGCCUGACGUCACUAAUGGGCCGGCCCAUCACGCUAGAGCAGCUGAGGCUCGACGUGGGACUGGUGGUGGAGAAGAUGACGCAGAUCACGUGCGUGUUCCGCCGCAUCCAGCUCCGGAUGGAAGAGUAUGUGUGCCUAAAGGUUUACAUACUGCUUAACCAAGAAGUGGAGCUCGAAAGUAUCCAGGACAGAUACGUACAAGUGCUGCGCAGUUACCUGGAGCACGCCACGCCACAUCACCCCGGCAGACUACAGGAACUGUUCGCAAGGAUACCAGAGAUCCAAGCGGCGGCGAACCUUUUGCUCGAGAGCAAAAUGUUCUACGUCCCCUUCGUGCUGAACUCGGCGGAGAUCAGAUAGUAUAUGGCGCAGCAGGGCGUCUAGUUCUCGAUGUACGAGCGCGCGACCCCCCGCACGCGUCCUGAAGCCUGCCCCCCGCCCCGCCGCACCCUCGUCUUAUGAUCGCACCACCCUGUGUUCAGUGCACCACCACACAGCACAAGAGUUCGUACAAAGGUUCCUAUUCGGGCUGAGACAGUGAGGCUCGUGCCGGACGCGCCGGACUGGCCGUACUGGCCGGUCGGAGCCGGAGCCGAAAGCCUCUGCGUGAGUGACGAAACUGACGAAGAGUCGCGAGGAUGUCAGUGCGGUACUUUAUACCUUUGUUGAGUCAAUGUGUGUUAUGGUUUAAUGUUUAAUAGAGGAAAUAAAACGUCCCAAUUGACAGACUGAUUUAUUAUUAAAAUAGCUGUAAUAUAAGGUACCAGGGACUUGAAUGAGUGUUUUAUAUGUGGUAGCGUAUACUAUUUAGUGUUAAAUAGAAUAAAAUAUAUGUUAUGUUACUAUUUAAAAUUUGUCAGUCGGAGAAUCGCAUAAUAUAUUAUUUCUGUAAAUAUAGAAUAUAAUUUACAAUUUAACAUGUAAGAUGUUGUUUUAGACAGAAUUGUUUCUUGUAAAUGAAAUAUCGCUGUUUUAGUUUGCAUUUUAUAUCAUCUAGGAUUAACCGGUAGAGUAAUUGCUGGGUGUGUACUGUGUAAUAUCAGAAUGUUUAAUUUAAUUUUAUAUGACUUGUUCGUACGUAACGUAAGUAGCACUAAGUACCUACUCUCAGUGUUUACCAAGACUGCUUGUAUACAACUUUACUGUUUAUACACUAACAUAGAUGGCGCCUCGUCGCGCUCGGUUCUUUUAGUCACAAUCUAUGCAUUUUUAUUGCCAAUAUUUCGCAUAACACAACUAUGCAUACGUUUCGUUCUAAAUAUUUCACUUCAGAUUCUGGUCUAACUAGAUGUAAGAGUCCAGCACACAUGUGCGUGUGCGUGUGCGUGUGUGUGUGCACUCUCGUUGCAUUUCUAUUCUGACGAUGUUAUCUUUGUGUGUGUAGGUGCUUUAAGAUUUGCUGAUCUUUUGCUUCCUUCGAUGUGUUCAAAUGUAAUUAUGCUCAAUGACCCGUGUUUCGUUCGGAUACUCAACAUAUUAUUGUAAUACAAGUUUUCAUAUCAGUAAUUAAAAAUUAUUUGGCUAUUUUGCACCGAGUUAUUUUAACACGCACUCAUGCCAUAGCUCAAGAGUCAAUAAUGUCUGACGAUCUGCAUGUCAUGCUGACCAUUUCAUCCUUCGCCACAUCAGCCCUCUAGCAUUCCUGAACAGUCCAAUCAUGUCCAUCAUUCUAUAACGUCUAACAAUGUCUACUCAUAUAUAUUUUCACGAAUCAACCAAAAGUGUAAUCAUUAUCAUCUAAUAAUAAUCAUGUAACACUUAAAGCAGUCAUCUAACAUUAUAUUAACAUAACAAAAAUCAUAAAAAUAACAAAAAAAAUCAUAACCACUUCUAGCGUUGUUUAAAGACUUACAAAACAUAACACUGUCGGUAUAAUCACUGCCUAUCAUUUUUAAACUUAUUUGCCGUAAUCUUUAACUCUCGUAUUAUGUAAUGUUAAAAUUGUAAUACACGUUCCAACAACGGUGAACAGUUACCAUUAGGUUUAGAGGGCAAUGUACGCCCUGGCUAAAAUAAUUAAGUAAUUACAACCAAAAAGUUCGUUCUAAGGACUUAGGUUCUAGUUUAAUUAGAUUUGUUUAAUCGCCAACAGUCGCGGCCAACGUCACUAUCGCGUCGACGUCAUUAGAUACAUCAGUUUGAAUUCAUUCUCGAAAACAAAAUUCAGUUCAUAAAAAAACAGUUUUAGAAUACAGGUUGUGAACAUAGAAAAUCGGACGACAGGAGGUAUCAGUACCAGACAAACUGCGUCAGUAGCCGAACAUUCUAGAAAACAUACAAUUAUUAUUAGUGAAUCCUGUUACCUAAACGAGCGACACACGUCCGUUCCUCAUCGUGUUACCAUUAGUUAAGUGUUAGCGAUUAUAUGUGUUUUGUACAUUAUAUUUAGUUUGAAAUACAACCAGUUACAAUACUGCCAUCAAAUGCCUAAAUAGAUUUUUUUCAAUUAAUUUCGGUUUAAUGUACGUUUAAGUGAAUGAUGGAGUCGGUGAAAUUAUUAGUUCUUUGUGAUAGUGAAUCAGUGAUAAUACAUCGGGAUGCACUCGUUUCACAUAGCGCCUAGAGACGCCCGCGUAACUUCGCACGCCGCGUCUCCUAGCGUGUUAUCGAGUCUCGUGCGUUCGCCUGUAUUCGGUCUCAAUGCGCGAAACUUUCUCGACAAUUCGGUAACUAUAUUUAUUUAUUGAAUUUUAUCUAACUUAAUUAUAAUUAAUUAGUUCAUAAAAAAACAACACCAUCAGAACGACGGUGUUAAAUCUAAAGUCUGAGGUAAAGAUGCCUUUAUAGAUUUUUAAACGUGUAAUGACGGAAACCGUAAUGUAACUAUAAUCGCGAAUCGUGCAUCGUUCUACUAAUAUAUAUGUAAAUGAUAAUGUAUGUAAGUAAUAUUGACACUUAUUUUGUUAAUAGCGUAGAAUACAUACUGUUAAGACGAAACUAACGGCAGUGUAUCGAAAUGGGAACUAGAUUUUUAAGAAUGUUAUUGGCGUUGUACAAAGGAUUAGUAUUGUUAGUAAUAAAAUGAAUUGGCGCAUUACUGGCGAGUACCUAAUUAGAUUAGUACACGAACAGCCCUCAGAGGCUAUUACAUACAUAAUGUACAUACAGAUUAUGCUUCGACGGGUAAGAAUGCCACUCGCUUUUCGUUGCUCUUCUAAAUUUAUUUGCUGUUUUCGUGGGAUAGGGCUUAUUCGCCUUUUUCAUCUUGUUUGAAAUUUUAACGUAUUUUAUAUGAAUAUCGAAAUUGACUGACCGAAACAGACAGAAUUAUUAAUGAUUUGCUUCUGCUUGCUGUAUGUUUUUAACUGUUUGUAUGGAGUUAGAACAUUAGAUCUCCUAUCUAUGAUCCGGGAAAUUUCACGGUGGAAACGACUUUGAAAUAACUUGUGUCCCGUCGAGUUAUUUAGAGGCUACACACUUAACAAACUAUUUAAAACUUCGAGCUUAUGCAACUAACCCUUUUUUAUUUUCAUACGAAUAUCCAUCUAUAUUAAGAGGUCAGGCCAAUGAACUGACGUUUCGAAGUUCGAAUUCCCGACCUUUGAUACAGCAUGCAUAAAAACUGGGACACAAGUGGUUUUAAAUUCGUUUCGUAGAUAAAUAUUACGAAAAUAUUUUGACUGAUGUAGGUAAUGUAAAAAAUCAUAAUAAUGUUAAUAUAUUUAUAAGGGUGUAACAAAAACUUAAUGCAUUUCACAAUUUCUUUACAGUCCAUAAUGAGAAUAAUUAAUUACAAUCUAAGAUAUUGUGACGAAAUAUUUUCACAUUCGUAGAAUAAGGUUUGUUGUGUAUAAAACUAGCGUUUCAAGUGUUUCGGGUAAAAGAAGGGUUGAAAUUUUGUGUACAUUAGACAUUGUGUUAAAAUAGUUAUCAAAACGAGUGUAACACGGUAAGAGAAUAUAUAUUUGGAAACGUUGACGAGUGUUUAUUGUAUGUAAUUCAUGUCACAGUUGGAUAUUUGAACUCUAUGUAACAUAGAUAUAUAUUCUACAAGUUAUCAAUAUUUUAUUCAACAGUAAACAUACUUUUUGUUACGUUUAUAGCAAACACGUUUCGCUUGUGUUGUUCAUUUGUUUAGUAACACUGCCACUUUGAAUUUAUCUAUUACCUAUAUGACCCAUGUUCAGUAAGUCACAGAUUACUCUACACGCCACGGAAGUGCUUCAGAAACACAUUCAAAAUAGACUAAAAACCUAAAAUAAGAGUUCUAUGUGGUUGAGUGUGCUGUAUUUCACGUAUUUAGUUGGGCUCGCUCAAUAUGAAGACUUAUUGCUUUCAGACCUAGCAUGUACUUUUAAGUAUUAUCGAUACCUUAGGGUUCUAUGUUUACACGUAGCAAAUCACAUUAGUUGCUGAUUGCUGUAUCGUUCUCGAUGGAUUAAAGGCUGUUAAUUCGACCAAGUUAAGAUAUACAGUGACUGUUACGACAUAAUCUGGUGUUUGUGUCUAUCUGUCUCGUACGAGUGGUGCGCCGGAUGAUAGUCAAAGGAUGUGUACUGGUUUGCCAAGAGAAGUUACCUACAGUUGUGUUUAGUUAGCGAUGCAUAACGUGUUUGUACUUUAAUUUGUUUUUUAGUUGUACUCUUGGAAAUCAAUGGUUAAUAAUUUAAGAAAAUAAAAUGUAUGUGAAAUAUG